AUGUAUUGUAAUUAUUUUAAAUUAUCUUUGUUUUCUAUUCUACUGUGUAUAUUAAUAAUUACACAUAAGUUUUCCCAUGAUCAAAUAUUUCAUAAUAAAAUAAAUACGGUUGAUAUAAUAAAUGCAACACCUAGGAUACUACUAGCCGAACCAGAAGAAACAGAUAUAUUUAAAAAUAAUUUAGGAGAAAAUUCACUCACAUACCCAAAAAAAAAUAAAUUAGACGAAAAUGAUAUGAAAUAUCCUAAAACAUCAUCUGUAUCUAUAUCGAAUGAAGAAAUUCAACAAGAACAAGAUAAUCAAACAGAACAGGUAGAAUUUGGAAAUGAAAAUAAUAAUAAAUCAGAUUUACAGAAAUCGAAAAACAAAUUACAUUCUCAAGACAUUUAUACAAGAAUUUUAUUGAUAUGUGGAUUUCCAUGGUCUCCAAUUGUUUUUCUUAUAUAUUACUUACACAAAAAAAAUAAAAAAAAUAAACAAAAUAAAAAAAAUAAACAAAAUAAAAAAAAUAUCCAUGAAGAUCAUGUCAGCAUAUCUGAAAAAAAUAUAGAUGCCAUUUCUGUAUAUUAA
Molecule: messenger RNA, 570 nt
Organism: Plasmodium gaboni
Lineage: Eukaryota; Apicomplexa; Aconoidasida; Haemosporida; Plasmodiidae
Product: exported protein (hyp10)
Exons: 2
Coding region: 1-570 (189 amino acids)
Source: RefSeq, a predicted model, not a curated record